This is a messenger RNA of Aspergillus alliaceus, 1759 nucleotides long. RefSeq names its product PDK/BCKDK family protein kinase. Gene Ontology annotation, cellular component: mitochondrion. Bases 437 to 1699 code for a protein of 420 amino acids. Gene Ontology annotation, biological process: regulation of glucose metabolic process; protein phosphorylation. The record is from RefSeq and is a predicted model, not a curated record. NCBI's taxonomy places the organism in Eukaryota, Fungi, Ascomycota, Eurotiomycetes, Eurotiales, Aspergillaceae. The transcript has 3 exons. Gene Ontology annotation, molecular function: pyruvate dehydrogenase (acetyl-transferring) kinase activity.
GGGAAAGACAGUCUCCGCAACAGCCAAAAGAGUCAUUCAUCAGCUCCUCCACUUUUUCUUCGUCUACGCUUCAUUUACGCCGGGUCCUUGAGAGAAUAUAUAUCCGGGGAAAUCGAAGCUCAUUCCCAUAUGGAUUGCUGAAAUUUUGUUCAAUCCACUUUCUACAUCCUACAUCUUUCUCUUUGCCGCUUGUUAUCGGUCCCCUCUGCGCCUACUCCACCUGCUCCCGAGUCGUCUGUACUCCGCCAUCCGUGAGCGGAGGACUCUACCUCGGUAGUAGUCAUCCUGACUUCAAACGCCUCCUAUCUUACAGCUUCUAGCGCCCAGCAUUGUCAGCUUCACACUAUACUAUCCACCAAACUUAUCUUUGCUACGUAAUAAGGAGAUUAUAGAAGUUACUUUCUCGGGCCGUCUGGCCUGAUUAGCUCCAAACACCAUGUGGAAGCCGUCGGAGAGGCUGAUGGAGACCAUCAGACAUUAUGCCAGCUUCCCCGCCACUGGUGUCUCCCUUCGGCAGAUGGUCCAAUUUGGAGACAGACCUUCGACUGUAGGAACUCUGUUUCGCGCCUCGCAAUUCCUUUCCGAGGAGCUCCCUAUUCGUCUCGCACACCGUGUCCAAGAUCUUGGAGAGCUCCCCGAUGGACUUAGUGAAAUGCCCUCUAUCAAGAAGGUCCAGGACUGGUACGCACAAUCGUUCGAGGAAAUCAUCAAUCUGCCUCGACCGACUCUCACGCAAGAAGUGAAAUCCCGGCUGCUACGUCCAGGGAGGAUCAACGGUGGUGCUUCAAAAAUUCUCUCUGAAACCACACAGAACCCAAGUAUCAGGGAAGGGCAAUAUAGAUCCUCUCCCUCCUCGGCAUCAAAUCACAAUGGUAAUGGAAAAGCUGCAGCUGCGGCGGCUCGAAGAUAUUUUGUCCCUUCCGAUGAGCAGGGAAAUUGGCCACCGGAGUUGAAUGACUACAACGAGCGCUUCGCAAAGACCCUCCAGCAGAUCAAACGGCGACAUGAUAGUGUUGUAACCACAGUGGCUCAAGGCAUCCUAGAAUGGAAGCGGAAACGUCAAAGGUUACAGAUUGACUCGACUGUGCAGUCCUUCCUCGAUCGGUUUUACAUGUCUCGGAUUGGUAUACGUAUGUUAAUUGGCCAGCAUAUAGCUCUCACGGAGCAAACGCACGUUCGCCAUCCAAACUACGUUGGUAUUAUCUGUACGAAGACAAACGUUCGAGAGGUCGCCCUAGAAGCUAUUGAUAACGCCCGUUUUGUAUGCGAGGAUUAUUAUGGUCUUUUUGAAGCUCCGAAGGUCCAGCUUGUCUGUAAAGAUGACCUGAACUUUAUGUACGUCCCGGGUCACUUAUCUCACAUGCUCUUCGAAACCUUGAAAAACUCCCUGCGUGCGGUGGUGGAGACCCAUGGAGCAGACAAGGAAGCUUUUCCGGUCACUAAGGUCAUAAUUGCCGAAGGCAAGGAAGAUAUUACUAUCAAAGUGUCUGAUGAGGGCGGUGGCAUUCCUCGUUCUGCGAUCCCCCUGGUUUGGACAUACAUGUACACUACGGUGGAGCAAACUCCCAAUUUGGAUCCUGAUUUUGACAAAAGCGACUUCAAAGCCCCUAUGGCCGGCUUCGGUUACGGGUUGCCUAUCAGUCGUCUGUAUGCUCGGUACUUUGGUGGGGACUUGAAGUUAAUCAGCAUGGAAGGGUAAGUAAUUUUCCACUUUUUUCUUUUGCCAGUGUUUGCGCUUUUUUCCCGCAAAGUCUGACUU